AUGACAGAAUCACCAAUUGUGUUAGAUGUCGAAAUUAGAAAUUGGGUAGUUAUACCGAUUUUAAUUGUAUUAUUUAUUGUUAGUGCAUUAAAAUUAAAUAUUUCAAGAAUUAUGCAAAUUAAUUCAGGUAAACCACAAGAUGUCGAAAAAACAAUGCAAAUGCAAACAAUUAAUAGAGUUAGAAGAUUAGUAUCAUUUUAUAAUAGAAUACCUCAAAAAUCAUUUUUUAUUAGAAAAGCAUAUUUAUGUGGUACAACAGGAUCAAAGACAAAUAAAGGUAUAUUAAGUUCAAUAGCACCAACACAAGAAGAUUCAAAUCCAAUGAAUAUGAUGUUUGCAAAUUCAAUGUUUACAGAUCCAUCGGGUAUAACCGAUAUGUUAAAGGGUAAUAUAAUGCAUUUGAUACCACAAGUAACAAUGAUGAGUUGGGUAAAUCAUUUCUUUAGUGGAUUUGUAGCUUGUAAGCUACCAUUCUUUCCAUUGACAAUUCGUUUCAAAACCUUUCUUCAAAGAGGUAUUGAAAUGGGUUCAUUGGAUGUAUCAUAUGUAAGUUCAUUAAGUUGGUACUUUUUAUGUUGGUUUGGUUCUGAAGGUAUCAAUGCAAUUCUUUUAGGUGAAAAUAUGGUUUCAGCAGAUUCUCAACUCCUUCAAUCAUCAAUUGAACCUGGUCCACCAACUCAACAAACUCCAAUUCAUAAAAUUUACGCAUCUGAAAAAGAAAAUAUUGAAAUGAUUCGUUAUGAUUCGUUAAUGACAAAUAUUGAAGAUAGAUUUUUAGAUAAUAUUAAAAAGAAAACUUCUUUUGAUUUUAAUCAAAUUAAUAAAAAUAAUAAUAAUAAUAAUAAUAACACAAGUAAUAUAAAACCAAAACCAAUUAAAUCAAAUUUAUCAAAUUCAAAACAAUCAAAAAGAAUAACUUAUCAAAAACCAUCUUCUUUAAUAUAA
Molecule: messenger RNA, 945 nt
Organism: Dictyostelium discoideum AX4
Lineage: Eukaryota; Evosea; Eumycetozoa; Dictyosteliales; Dictyosteliaceae
Gene: tmem111
Product: transmembrane protein
Exons: 2
Coding region: 1-945 (314 amino acids)
Source: RefSeq, a predicted model, not a curated record